AUGCGCUCGACAGCUUCCGCAGCCAGGGCCCUCGCGGACGUUGCGUGCCGGCCCUGCGCACGAUGCCGCCUCCAAGCAGCAGCAGCAGCAGCAUCGCGAUCAUCCGUCGUCACGUCGCCCCUGACGAGGCCGAGUCCGAGGGGAGCGUCGCAUAGCAUCGUCGCGGCUCACCACCCGUCAUCGUCACCGCCAUUGAACCACUACGACAUCUUCCCCGAGACGCUGCCCCUCGGGCCUCCCCCCCGCGGCCAUUUCCCCAUCGACGUGCGCGCCCUCCGCCGCGAAUUCCUCCGCCUCCAGGCCCGCCACCACCCAGACAUGCACCACCACCACCACCACCACCACCACCACGACGCUUCCUCCUCCUCCGGGGGUCAGCAGGGCCCCGGUACUACCGCCAAGGCCCGCGCGGAGGCGACCUCGGCGCUCAUCAACGAAGCCUACAAGACGCUUUCCAACCCGCUCCUGCGCGCGCAGUACCUGCUCUCCCUGCGGGGCGUGGACGUCGCCACGGACGAGACGAUGCAGGUCGACGACCCGAGCCUGCUGGCGCUCGUCCUCGAGGCGCACGAGGAGAUCUCGGACGCCGAGAGGGAGGAGGACCUCGCGGCGCUGAGGAGGACGAAUGACGAGCGCAUCAGGCAGAGCGAGGAGGUGCUCGAGCGGGCGUUUCGGGAGGAUGACGUGCAGGCUGCCAAGCGGGAGGCUGUGCGGUUGCGGUACUGGGUCAAUAUCAAGGAGAGUCUUGAUAAUUGGGAGGAGGGAAGGCCUGUUGUGCUGCAGCACUGA
This is a messenger RNA of Trichoderma citrinoviride, 789 nucleotides long. RefSeq names its product Co-chaperone Hsc20. The coding region runs from base 1 to 789 and encodes 262 amino acids. Gene Ontology annotation, cellular component: mitochondrion. Gene Ontology annotation, molecular function: ATPase activator activity; protein-folding chaperone binding. The record is from RefSeq and is a predicted model, not a curated record. Gene Ontology annotation, biological process: [2Fe-2S] cluster assembly; protein complex oligomerization. Lineage: Eukaryota; Fungi; Ascomycota; Sordariomycetes; Hypocreales; Hypocreaceae. The transcript has 2 exons.